This is a messenger RNA of Brassica oleracea var. oleracea, 968 nucleotides long. RefSeq names its product 50S ribosomal protein L15, chloroplastic. The record is from RefSeq and is a predicted model, not a curated record. Gene Ontology annotation, biological process: translation. Gene Ontology annotation, cellular component: ribosome; cytosolic large ribosomal subunit. Lineage: Eukaryota; Viridiplantae; Streptophyta; Magnoliopsida; Brassicales; Brassicaceae. Gene Ontology annotation, molecular function: structural constituent of ribosome. Bases 76 to 909 code for a protein of 277 amino acids. The transcript is spliced from 3 exons.
UUGGGAUACCAUAUCUCUUCCAUCGUCUGUCUACCUUAUCUUCCCAAGCUUUUCAUCUGGUGUGUGCGCUCCUCCAUGGCUGUUCCACUCUCAGUCUCAACAAAUCCUCUCAUCUCCCGCCAAUGUCACCGUCUCUACUUCCCUUCCACGUCAUUUAAGGGAAAUGUAAGCGUCUUAGGAUCAAACCCAUGUCAGAUUCUUUCUCUGAAACUCCACCUCAAGCGUCGAACGGGAAAGCAACAAGCGAGACCCCUUGUUGUGUUCAACCAAACGUCUUCUUCUUCUUCUCCGGAAGCAGUAGUAGGUUCAGAGAGGUUCCGCCUGGAUAAUCUGGGACCACAACCUGGUUCGAGGAAGAGGGCGAAGAGGAAAGGUAGAGGUAUCUCUGCAGGACAGGGAGCUAGUUGUGGUUUCGGUAUGAGAGGGCAGAAGUCACGGUCUGGUCCUGGAAUCAUGAGAGGUUUUGAAGGUGGACAAACUGCUCUUUAUCGCCGUCUUCCCAAACUUAGAGGAAUCGCUGGAGGUAUGCGUUCAGGAUUACCCAAGUACGUACCGGUUAAUCUCAAAGACAUCGAAACAGCUGGGUUUGAAGAUGGAGAUGAAGUGUCACUAGAGACACUGAAGCAGAAGGGUUUGAUCAAUCCUUCUGGGAGGGAAAGGAAACUCCCUCUAAAGAUUCUGGGUACUGGAGAACUAAGCGUGAAACUCACUUUCAAAGCUCGUGCCUUCUCAACAUCAGCAAAAGAGAAGCUUGAAGCUUCAGGUUGUACACUCACUGUGUUGCCCGGCAGAAAGAAAUGGGUGAAGCCUUCAGUUGCUAAGAACCUUGCACGUGCUGAUGAGUACUUUGCCAAGAAGAGAGCUGCCGCAGCUGAAACAGCAGCUUCAGAACCAGCUACUUCUGCUUAAACAUGUUCAUUUGCAAUGUUGUAAAGAUUUUGUAAAAUGGUAAAAAUUAUUAUUGAACA